Molecule: messenger RNA, 1290 nt
Organism: Cornus florida
Lineage: Eukaryota; Viridiplantae; Streptophyta; Magnoliopsida; Cornales; Cornaceae
Product: ankyrin repeat-containing protein BDA1-like
Exons: 2
Coding region: 1-1290 (429 amino acids)
Molecular function (GO): protein binding
Source: RefSeq, a predicted model, not a curated record
AUGGAUUACUCGGAGAAGAUCGAUUGGUUCUUCAGAGUUACAGUCAUGAAUUCAUUGAACGAAAAUCCUUUGCAUGUGGCAGCAAUGGUAGGCCAUGUGCAUUUUGUGGAAGAAAUUCUAGCUCGAAAUCCCGACCUUGACGGAGAGUUAAAUUCACAAGGAUCAUCCCCUUUUCACUUGGCAUCAGCUAACGGACACGUUGAGAUAGUAAAAACAUUAUUAUCAGUCAACCCUGGGAUGUGCCUUGCUCGUGAUCGAGAUGGCAGAAACCCUCUUCAUCUAGCAGCCAUCAAAGGCCGAGUUGGUGUCUUAAAGGAGUUGGUUCACGCCAGACCAAAUGCAGCUCGAGCAACACUACCGGACCAGCAGGGUGCGACCAUAUUGCAUGCGUGUGUGCAACAUAAUCAAUUAGAGGCACUCAAAUUAUUGUUGGAGACAAUAAACGAUUACGAGUUCUCUAAUUCAAAGGACGAGAAUGACAACACCAUAUUACAUCUAGCUGUUGCGAUAAACAAAUCGAGUGGCCAAAUAGAAGUAAAUGCCAUUAAUGCUAAUGGAUUGAUGGCACUGGACAUUUUAGCACAAAGUCGGAGAGAUGUGAAGGAUUUUGACAUCCAAAACUCCCUACAUGAAGCUGGAGCAUCAAGAGCGAGGCCAAAUGGUUCGCGAAAUGAGCAUUUCAAUUUGGGGAAGUUCAUGGCCGAGAUUCGGAGUGGAUUAAUUGUCUUGCCAUCUGUAAUCUUAACACUUACAUUCCAAUUUGGGGUGAACCCUCCUGGUGGUUUUUGGCAAGACGACUCAUUGGAACACAAUGCAGGAGAAGUUAUAAUGGCUUAUAACUCUCCAAGGUCGUACCGAUACAUAUACUGUGCUAACAUGAUAAGCUUCCUUACAUCUAUGGGAGCAAUGAUUGUUCUUGUGAUCCCAGUUUCCUUAACCAACCUAUUGGCAUUGUUGUUCUUGAUUGGCUUCCUGUUGUCAACAUUUAUUUCAGUGGCAACAACUUAUUAUGUUUCUAUUUUGGCGAUCAGUCCAGGUAAGUUCAAGCACAUCAGGACUCAAAGUUCAAGUGAUGGUCGAGGAUGGGCAUUGGCUUGUUGCAUGAUAAUUCCUCCUUUUCUCUUCAUCAUUCCCGUGUGGUUGAGGAGACGCGGGAAAAAAGUAUGGCCACCGAUAACUUCACUUCUAUAUGGAAAAAUUAUGUUGCCAUUGAAAAGAAGAUCUUCAAGUAGUACUCAAGUUGAUGAUGCCAAUCGCAACCAAGAACAUCGUAGGAUUGAUCUGGCAUAA